This is a messenger RNA of Giardia duodenalis, 549 nucleotides long. RefSeq lists its product as uncharacterized. The transcript has a single exon. The record is from RefSeq and is a predicted model, not a curated record. The coding region runs from base 1 to 549 and encodes 182 amino acids. Lineage: Eukaryota; Fornicata; Diplomonadida; Hexamitidae.
AUGGGUGUGUCUCCCCUCUCAAAUGAAGGUGAACACUGCGAAGGUACAUGGAGGGAAAGUAGACUGCAGAAGUGCAAGCCUGUGCAGCUGAGCGUGCCUGUAGGACUAGUAUUGGGGGGUAUCUUAUUCUUUAUCAUCAUAGGUGCAUUGCGCAUGCAUUCAACUGACAGGAGCGUAGCAAUCUAUUGUGAAGAUCAACACCUCUCUGGUCCUCGGCUGUUAAAUCUGUCUGUAUCAAGGUAUCAAGAGCUGGAUCUGAAUGCUCCCACAUCUAUAUAUCACGUCAUUCUGCGCCGGUCUCUUCCAAACAGGAUGAAUGUUCCACUAGUACACAUAACACCGGCACGGAAUGAGAGUAGCAAAGGCUCAGCUAGAAUGGUGCGGUACCUCUCCUUUGACUAUUCAGCUGAUUACACGUCUCCUGUCAUAACAUUGGGGCUCGCUGCAGCUAGCAUGAUCCUACUUCUUGAGUACAACUUGCGUCUUCGCAGAAAGCCUUUAGGAAGACAAGAGAAGCAGACAGACACUAUGUGGGCACCCACUCGUUAG